This is a messenger RNA of Fundulus heteroclitus (mummichog), 2579 nucleotides long. RefSeq names its product gastrula zinc finger protein XlCGF57.1. Bases 214 to 2058 code for a protein of 614 amino acids. The transcript has 3 exons. The record is from RefSeq and is a predicted model, not a curated record. Lineage: Eukaryota; Metazoa; Chordata; Actinopteri; Cyprinodontiformes; Fundulidae.
AGCCACUACUGUUUCUGGGGAAAACGUCCGUGUGACUUCCGGCUGAAAUUAAUGACGCGCUAGCAGCGUUAGCUUCCAGAGAGCGACUAACUGCUGAAUAAAUAUUCAGAACCAUCGUCCAGGAGGAGGAAGAGACCGAGCAUCAGCUCAGACUGCUGGAUAGCAGCUGGAGAACCCGAACCGGGUCAGAACCUCCAGGCCUUCCACAGCAUCAUGUCUGCCACUUGGCACGUUCAAACAGACCACUUGAUCAAAGCUGAAGACAGGAACUCCAGUGUUGACCCCAAGAUACCGGACACCAUAGAAGUAAAAGAGGAACAUGGAGAACCAGAAACACAGCAAAUGAGUGAGCCGAAAGAAAAACCAGAACCUCAACCAAUUAAAACAGAACAUAUUGAGCUGUGGGUCUUUCAGGAUGAAGGGCAUGUUUCAGUGAAGCAGGAGACACAGAGCUCUAUCGUUACUCAUGCUUAUGAGGAAAUAUUCCACAAUGUACCAGAACUGCACCCAAUGAUGGAAACAAAGAAUGAACCAGAACCCGUACAGAUUAAAGAGGAACCAGAACCAGUGAAGAUCAAAGAGGAACAGGAGUAUCUCUGCAGUAAUCAGGGUGACGAUCAGCUGAAGCAGGAGACAAACAAGUGUGUGGUGACUCCUACUAAUGAAAAUUACGACAAUGCUGAACCAGAAUCAAACAAUGACCAUCCCCUCUCUGCAAAUUGCCCUGAAGCUGAGACCCGACAUCAGUCAGGGAGCAACCAGAUAGCCUCGGGAUCACGUAGAGAUAAAGAUCUGCAGCCAGAGAAGAGACAUCUGGACACCAGAAAUCACAGGGACAAUGCAGACAAUUUAAAACUAAAAAGUCAUAAAGAACAUUCAGCUUGCUGUGAAAUAUGUGGUAAAUGUUACGGGACACAAAACGACUCUUGUAUGCACAUGAGAAUCCACAGAGAUGAAAAGCCAUAUCCUUGUCAAAUGUGUGGCAAAUCUUUUAACAGCGCAAAUCAUUUGAAAAAACACAAAACAACUCACACAAGCGAUAAGCGUUAUCCUUGUCACUUGUGUGAUAAAUCCUUUGGACGAAUUGACAAUUUGACUGCUCACCAUAGAAUUCACACAGGUGAAAAGCCUUACUCAUGUAAUUUGUGUGAUAAAUCUUUUCGACUAAGUCACACUUUGACUUGUCAUCUUCAAACUCACGCAGGUAAAAAGCCUUAUCCUUGUAAUUUGUGUGAUAAAUCGUUUCGACAAAGUUACACUUUGACUUGUCACCUUAGAGCUCAUGCUGGCGAAAAGCCUUAUUUAUGUAAGUUGUGUGGCAAAUCUUUUGAACUAAGUCAAAAUUUGAAUGCUCACCUUAAAACUCACACAGAUGAAAAGCCUUAUUCUUGUAAUUUCUGUGAUAAAUCUUUUCGAUAUAAUCACUGUUUGACUCGUCACCUUAGAACUCACACAGAUGACAACCCUUAUUCUUGUGAUUUGUGUGAGAAAGCUUUUGGAACAAAGGCUAUUUUGGUUCGUCACCUUAGAUCUCACACAGGUGACAAACCUUAUCCUUGCAGGUUGUGUGGUAAAUCUUUUCGACAUAAUCACAAUCUGAAAUGUCACCUUAGAACUCACACAGGUGAAAAGCCAUAUCCUUGUCAUUUGUGUGAAAAGUCUUUUAAACAAAGUAACGAUUUGACUCGUCACCUUAGAACCCACACAGAUGAAAAGCCUUAUUCUUGUGAAUUAUGUGCCAAAUCUUUUAGAACAAAGGCUGCUCUGGAAUGUCAUCAUGUUACUCACACAGGUGAGAAACCUUUUUCUUGCACCUUGUGUAACAAAUCUUUUCGAAAACGUUACUCUUUGACUCGUCACCUUGGAACCCACACGGAUGAAAAACCUUAUUCUUGUGAAUUAUGUGCCAAAUCUUUUAGAACAAAAGCUGCUCUGGAAUGUCACUGUAGAACUCACACAGGUGAGAAACCUUUUUCUUGCACCUUGUGUGGCAAAUCUUUUCGAAAACGUUGCUCUUUGACUCAUCACCUUAGGACUCACACAGAUGAAAAGCUCUAGUCUUGUGAUUUGUGUCAAAGUUUUCUAAACAAAGUAACGAUGUGACUGGUCACCUUAGAAUCCACCCAGACGGCAAGCCUCCUUCUGGUGAUUAGUUUUGUGGAAUGACGUGCAAGGGGAGGUUGUUCCAUAUGUUCAUGCAGAUAUUAAUGAAAAAUUAAGGUCAUCUAGGACCCUGAACUCCCCACCCCCAAAAAAGCCUGCAUUAUUAUUUAUUUAUUUAGUCAGGAAUAAGCCACCCAUAUGUAGGACUAAGAACAUGAAUGUAUCUGUAAUAACUUUGCAUUACUCUAAUGAUUAAAAAUGUAUUUUUUUCUAAUGCACAUAUUAUUUUAUUGUGUGUUAUCUUAUAGCGUAUUCACAUUAUGUUGUUAAAUUGUAAAAAGAUCAGAUGUUUAAUUGAGAUUUCUGUAUGAAACAUCUAUUUUUAAGAUAUUAAAAUAUUGUGGGAAACUAGGUUAUGCAUUUUCAUUAGGUUUGGUAGUAGUAGUAGUAAUGGUAAAAUUAACUGAAAUACAUAA